Zingiber officinale is the source of this 603-nucleotide messenger RNA. RefSeq names its product glutathione S-transferase T3-like. The record is from RefSeq and is a predicted model, not a curated record. NCBI's taxonomy places the organism in Eukaryota, Viridiplantae, Streptophyta, Magnoliopsida, Zingiberales, Zingiberaceae. Bases 1 to 603 code for a protein of 200 amino acids. The transcript has 2 exons.
AUGAGUCAUUCAUAUUUCACAUCAUCGGUUGCUCAUGGAUAUGUUACCCCGCACACAACUGGUAUGUCUUUCACUCCUUUGAUGUCGAAUGAACUUGGAACUCCGACUUUUGUCCGAGAGACUCAACUUUUCGACCGUGAAUCCCCAAUUGAGGUGGUCAAUUUAGAAAAAAUGAUUUCAAAUGCUAAGGGUACAAGAAAGCGUUCAAGUUGGACAAAGGUUGAAGACGAGGUCUUAGCGAAAAGUUUUGUCACUGUCAGUGAUGAUCCGAUAAUCGACAAUGAUCAAAAGGCAGAUGCUUUUUGGAGACAUGUUGCAAGCUACUACAAUGAGAAUCGCUCUCCAGGUUCAAACACUAGAAGUGCAAAUGUUAUACAGCUACAUUGGCACAAUACAAUCCAAAAAAAGGUAUAUCGAUUCAACACAAAUUACAAUAGUGUUUACAGUUCAUAUCGAAGUGAUCACAGUGACAAAGAUAUAUUAAGAGAUCUGCCGCUUUCAAACCCCCCAACAGCGCGUCGCCACCGUGAUGUCUUCGUGCCUCCCAAACCACAGGCAGGCAACGUGCACUGCCUCCCAAUUACCUACUUAAUUAACCAGUAA